AUGGACGCUGAAAAUGUACUGAAACUGAUAAAAUUCACCUCAACGGUAGCCACGGGUGUUAUAGCUGGCGGUGCAAUCUACAUCAACCUUGCAGAGCAUCCUGCAAGAAUGCAACUUGAUGAUGUUCAAUCGCUUCAUCGCCAAUGGCGAGAGAGCUUCGAUCGAGCGAAGUACUUGAUGGCCGGGACAUCGCUGCUGCCGAUUGCUGGAGGAAUAGCAGCAUUUGCUAUCGAUCAGAGCAAAGGGAAACCUUGGCUGAUUACUGCCGGGCUGAUGGCAUUCAAUAUGCCGUACACAGCUCUCGCCAUGAAGUCGCGCGUCAUCGAUCCCAUUUAUGAUUAUGAAGUUGCUGCAAAGAUGGAUCCCGGAAAAGUGAGAGACACUGUGGAUAAAUGGAACACUUUUCACAAAGUCCGCACCAUAAUAGAUGUGUCUACACUGGUCUGGUGUGUGUACAAUCUUGUUUACAACUGAGUGGCGGCCAUGUUUAAAACUGAGUUGAAUGGAUUUUAAAAUCAGGGACAUUUUGUCGAAUGGCGAUAACCCUUAAAUUAAGGUGUAUUGGGAGAGAAUUUUCUUUAAUAUUCGUUUGGGAUAUUUCUUUUCAAAGCGUUUGUCUGAUUUAUGUUGAAAAAUAGAAGUGUUCCAAGACGAGUGGGAUCGCUAAUGCGUGGAGUGUUGUAAACCUGUAUGUUAAUUUGUGCAAUACGGAACAGUGCAGAUAAUGGAUCACAAUAAAAGACGUCAAAUUAGAUACAAUUGAGUUUUCAUCUAUAUUUUUAAGUCAAGCAACAAUUUAUACUUUCUCGUGCCUCUUGCACCAUGAGUUUAAGUUUUAAACAACUUCAAUAAAUGUUCAGAAGCCGGAGAAAGAAAUGUAAAUUUUUUGUCUCGACUUUCAGUGCUGUUGUUAGCUGUCAACUAAGCAGGUGUUUUUUUUAUAUUAAAUAGAUGAUCGGAGUGUCGCUAACUAUGACUCGCUCGGUUAGUUUAUACAAUCGUACGCCCAAAUUUUCUUUUUCUAUGAAAUUAUUCAUCUGGACACUGAAUUAAAAAUUACACAUGUGAUUAUGAUCCACAUUAUAGAGGCGCAACGAUGCAUAAAAUAUCAAAAUAAUGUAAAAACAUAGGUGACGUGAAAUAUUCAAGUUUGAAAGAUAAAGAUCCCUUGUAUUUUCUAAUGAUAUACUCUGAAUUAAUGAGCUCCCCCAUUUUCAAAUUGAGUUCCGUCUACCAAAAAAAUUAACAAACAAACAGGUCAAACAAAGGCUCGUUGCGUAACUUUUCAAAAUUCUGCGCCCACGCUAUGUCCGUGAAGCAGCUGUUGUGUUGACAAAGUGCGUUGUCCUUGACGCGCAGGCUAAAGCUUUGGGUGUUGCACUCUCGAGCUGUGUUAGGGUUAAGUCAGACAGCUUUAUAGAAGAAAAUGGGGUUUGAUUUGGACGACUUGUUCCCUUAUCUCGAGGUCAUUUCCACCGUUGCAGCGGGUAUGUUUGUCGGAGGUGCGGUUUACAUCAAUGUUGUUGAACAUCCCGCCCGAAUGACGAUUCAAGAUACCACAUCUUGUCACAAAGAGUGGAUGGAAAGUUUCGAUCGAGCGAAGGUUUUCCAGAGUCGCUUGGCGUUAGUCUCUAUAAUUUCUGGAGCUGGUGCAUACUACUGUAACCCAAAAAAGGGUCUUCCUUUCCUUGUCGGAGGAGGUCUGAUUGCAACGAUCUUCCCGUAUACGCUGUUCGUUCUGAAACCAAACUCGAUUGACCCCAUUUACGACAAAGAAGUGACAGCCAGGAAGAGUGAGGGUGUCGUAAGGGAGACCAUAGACAAGUGGAACAGCUAUCACAUGGUCAGAAGCAUUAUUACCUUUCCAGUUUUUGUGGGAUACGUCUUGUACCUUUCCAGUGGCCAUAAAAAGUUCUGGUGA
Pocillopora meandrina is the source of this 1921-nucleotide messenger RNA. Lineage: Eukaryota; Metazoa; Cnidaria; Anthozoa; Scleractinia; Pocilloporidae. The record is from the annotation of a GenBank genome assembly.